This is a messenger RNA of Aureobasidium namibiae CBS 147.97, 1731 nucleotides long. Its product is annotated as WD repeat protein. Gene Ontology annotation, molecular function: protein binding. Gene Ontology annotation, cellular component: nucleus; site of double-strand break. The record is from RefSeq and is a predicted model, not a curated record. Gene Ontology annotation, biological process: regulation of DNA double-strand break processing. The transcript has a single exon. The coding region runs from base 1 to 1731 and encodes 576 amino acids. Lineage: Eukaryota; Fungi; Ascomycota; Dothideomycetes; Dothideales; Saccotheciaceae.
AUGUCAGAUACAUCGGAACCUCAGAUUGUGGUACCUGACGAGGACGAAGAGGCGCUCCAGAGGUUUCUCGGAACGACGUCAUUUGGCAAGCAGACCAAAGGCGCCCAAGCCGACAACAGAUUCGAGCAGAGCAAGAGACAGCAACCAGUAGUUCCACAACCAAGCAACAAGGACGAGCAUUCGGACGACGAUGAUGACGAUGACGAUGACGACUCGGAUGAAGAAGAAGAUGAAUACCCGGUCUCGCACGAGAUGGUCUUCAAGACGCACGACCGCGCAGUCACAUCCAUCACACUGGACGCGUCGGGAGGACGAAUGGUGACGGGCUCCAACGACUGCACGCUCAAGUUCCACGACUUUGCUUCCCUCACCCCCUCUACCAUCCGCGCUUUUAAAUCAGUCGAUCCCUCGUCCGUCAAAGGCUCUGCCUCAACCGAAACCCAUCCUGUCAACCAAGUCUCGUUCAAUCCAAUCUCGCCCAGUACAAUCCUCGCCAUAACCGCACAUCCUCAACCGCGCAUAUUAGAUCGCAAUGGAGAAACACUCGCCGAGUUCGUCAAGGGCGAUAUGUACCUGCGCGACAUGCAUCACACCAAGGGUCACAUCUCCGAAGUCACUUGCGGCGUCUGGCAUCCUCAAGAUCGCAACAUCUGCGCAACCGGAGGAACCGACUCGACCGUUCGCAUUUGGGAUGUAAACAACCCUAGGCAACAGAAGAACGUCAUCGUACACAAGUCGAGAGCUGCUGGUUCUGCUGGAAGAACGCGUAUCACUGCUCUCUCUUGGUCUGCAAGCCCUCAGUCCAACCUUCUUGUUGCCGCUGCUCUUGACGGCAGUCUGGUCAUGUGGGAUGGAAACGGUCCAUACACCAGACCUGCUGCCGAGAUCCGCGAUGCUCAUACAAAAGACACUUGGACUAGCGGCCUGCAGGUCAGCUCGACUGGUCAGCUUGUCAUGACUCGCGGAGGUGAUGAUACAAUCAAGCUAUGGGACACCAGGAAGUUCAAGCAACCUCUCAGGACGAUCGACUUCCCUUCGAUCUCUAGCCAAUAUCCCACGUCUAACAUCUGUUGGUCGCCGUCAGGUACCGAAGUGCUCACUGGCUCUGCAACCGGCGACCUCCACAUUCUGAACCCUGCUACUUUGAGAUCCGAACUGGUGACCCCAGUAACACCAGGUUCUGCUCUGAUCAGCGUCUACUGGCACAAGGAACUGAACCAGAUUAUAACCGGUUCGGCCAACGGAGAGACGCAUGUGCUAUACAACCCCAAUCUAUCACAAGGCGGUGCAAAGACUGUCAUGCUCAAGGCUCCUAAGCGUCGUCACAUUGAUGAUGACCCCAACCUGACCAUGGAUCUAUCUCACGGCAUUGGUGGCGAUGCUGUCAUUCUGCCUGGAGGUUCUGCGCCAUCGGCUGCUUCCUUCGCCUCAAGACAUCCUACGAUUGGACUGACAGCCUCCGGUAAAUCGAGAGAUCCCAGACGGCCACACAUCCCCAAUACCACACCGUUCGCGAAGAGUAAUGCAGACGCAGCUUACAUCAAGGAACAUAUUCCGCUCAGUGGCAUGCGCGAAGAAGAUCCCAGAGAGGCUCUUCUCAAGUAUGCUGACAAGGCUAAGAAUGAUCCUCUGUUUACAAAUGCCUGGGCUACCACUCAACCAAAGACGAUAUACGCCGAGCUUAGCGAUGAAGAAGACGAUGGGCCAGACAAGAAGAAAGCUAGGCGAUGA